Molecule: messenger RNA, 1200 nt
Organism: Fusarium keratoplasticum
Lineage: Eukaryota; Fungi; Ascomycota; Sordariomycetes; Hypocreales; Nectriaceae
Product: Pyr-redox-2 domain-containing protein
Exons: 7
Coding region: 10-1200 (396 amino acids)
Cellular component (GO): cytoplasm
Molecular function (GO): electron-transferring-flavoprotein dehydrogenase activity; flavin adenine dinucleotide binding
Source: RefSeq, a predicted model, not a curated record
CCUUACGAAAUGACUGGUCCUCUUAAGAAUGUUGUCGUUAUUGGCGGCUCAUAUGUUGGCUUGGCCGCCGUCAAAGAAUUAGCAACCCUUCUACCCAUCACCCACAGAGUCCUCUUGGUGGAGCCGCACAGUCAUUUCCAUCACCUCUUUGCUUUUCCGCGCUUCGCAAUCGUGUCCAGUCACGAGCACAAGGCCUUUAUCCCCUACUCUGGGUCCUUUGCUUCGCUUCCAAACUCCUCUCAGCAUGCUGUCGUGAGAGCACGAGUCCUGGAGCUGUACAAGGACCGUGUGGUGCUUGAUCGUCCUUGGCAAGGGUCCACUGAGCUGCCAUUUGAUUAUGCUGUUGUUGCUACUGGAACGAGGUUGCCUGCGCCGGGUACCAUGCAGGAUGAUGAGAAGCAAUUGUCCAUCGACUACUUCAAGGCGUAUCAGCAGCGUGUCAAGAACGCCAACAGAAUCGUCAUUGUCGGUGGUGGAGCUGUUGGUGUGCAGAUGGCUAGCGACCUGAAGCAAGUGUAUCCGGAAAAGAAUGUAACGUUGGUUCACUCACGGGAUCGUCUGAUGCCGCUGUACCAUGAGAAGAUGGAUGCGACUAUCAGGACCAGGUUCGAGGAGCUUGGAGUCAACUUGGUGACCGGCUCACGUGCUGUGGUCCCUCCCGGAGGCUUCCCAAUUGAAGGCGAGACUCUCGAGGUGGAGUUGAAGGACGGCCGCAAGAUCCCAGCAGAUCUCAUCAUCCCCGCAACUGGACAAAUUCCCAACAACCAAUUCCUCGAGACACUGGAACCCUCACCAGAUCACCAGAUUCUCAACAAGGCGAAUGGAUUCAUCAACAUCCGACCGACGUUGCAAUUCAACGAUCCCAACUACUCUAACCUCUAUGCCUGUGGUGAUAUCGCCGAUACCAAGGCCCACAAGGCUGCUCGACCUGGCAUGGCGCAGGCCCGCGUUGUUGCUGAGAACAUCGCGGCUAUGAUCCAAGGAAAGGAGCCUAUCGAGAAGAUUACGGUUGCGCCUCCCGCCAUCCACCUCACUCUUGGAUUGACGAAGAACAUGAUUUUCCGAAACCCGGAUGUGGCGAAUGGCCAGACGGAGCCAUCAAUCAAUAUGAAGGAUGAUGGUGCUGAGGAUAUGAGCAUUACGAGUGUGUGGGAGAGACGAGGUAUCAAGGUCAAGCAGCCCAGUGAAUAUCAUCUGUGA